AUGCGGCAAACCAUACUUGUUCUCGUCAAGGAUGUAGUAAAGAGGAUGUGUGCAGUCAAGGAAUCCCCAGCUAAUACCUGCGCUCAGUAUUGGGAUAGAGACUACUAUAGGAGGACACGAAGACGAGAAGAUUAUGAAGGCAUGAACUUCAUUGAGUCUGUGAGUGAAAUUGAAGCAUCAACUAUGGAGAUUGAGAAUGCAAAGUGCCUAUCACUUGUAAAUUUUUGCAUGAAAACUUGUAUAUGGAACAACCAAAUUUCAGGAAGGUUUUGGGAACAAUAUGCAGAGGAAAUUUUUAGUUACGUAUCUAAACCAGAGAAUAAUAAAUAUUUUGUGAUUAUUAAUCAAUAUGCAAAAGUCAAAUUAUGGAGAGGUACUACAUCAUUGACCAAUUCAAUGUUCAUAACGCGAUUCACCAUUGAACCUGAUAUUCAUGAAGUGCAUGAAUUUAAAAACAGAAGGAAACUCAAAGAAGGUUCAAUAAUUCAUCGAUCAUUGCUUGAUGAGUCUAAUCACAGUUUAAAAUCAUCAGAAUUAGUAUUUCUUCAUAAUCAUGAGGCUGUGCAAUUGAAGGAUAUAGUGCUGCUGCAAAAGGAAGGUUAUUAUGUCACAUAUGGCACAAUCAAAUCUAUUGAUUGUGAGCACGAAUGGUCUUAUUCAUCAUGUUACAAAUGCUAUGAUGCUGUUCAAAAAGAGUCAGAUGGUUCCAUGAGUUGUCUUACAUGCAAAGUACCUAUUUUAACUGUUUGGCCAAGUAAAAGGUACAAGUUUUUUGUGCGUGUUUCGAAUGGUGUUGGGCAAUCCACUUUUGUUCUUUUUGACUCACAAGUGUAG
Molecule: messenger RNA, 834 nt
Organism: Amaranthus tricolor (Joseph's coat)
Lineage: Eukaryota; Viridiplantae; Streptophyta; Magnoliopsida; Caryophyllales; Amaranthaceae
Exons: 7
Coding region: 1-834 (277 amino acids)
Source: RefSeq, a predicted model, not a curated record